GGCGGGAUGCGUUCAGUCACAAUAUCUUGAUGAAUGCCGUUCUCCAUGUCGACCCGCCGCCGGUCAGUCGAUGCUACAAGUAUGCACCUGACUUGUGUGACACGAAGUCUCGCGAGAGUAGUUAGUCGAAUUGGCAGCGGAUGGGCAUGACAAUACCGGGCGCGAGAAGAACAAAGAUACGUGGAUUAAGUCUGAUGACGAGGCAUGGUUCUGGAUUCUUCAAAUUGAGAGAACCAUUAUGUCGAGACCAUCAUAAUCUAGCAUCCUGGUGGGUAGUCAGGAGUGCGUGGCAGAGGCGGAUCUCUUGAGCUUGAGGUCAGCGCUGUCCUGGACGGAAAGGCUACGUGAAUGGUGACCGCUGGCUGUACGUAUACGCGUCCCGUAAAAAUAGGGUCACGGCGACGAGGAGAAGGGGCCCGGAAGUCUUCGGACCUCGCUGAGGCUCGCUGUCGUCGGUGGAAGUAAGUAAAGCGAC
Messenger RNA from Fomitopsis serialis, 475 nucleotides. RefSeq lists its product as uncharacterized. The transcript has a single exon. The record is from RefSeq and is a predicted model, not a curated record. Bases 141 to 308 code for a protein of 55 amino acids. Lineage: Eukaryota; Fungi; Basidiomycota; Agaricomycetes; Polyporales; Fomitopsidaceae.